Drepanopeziza brunnea f. sp. 'multigermtubi' MB_m1 is the source of this 1485-nucleotide messenger RNA. RefSeq lists its product as uncharacterized. Gene Ontology annotation, biological process: endocytic recycling; reticulophagy; piecemeal microautophagy of the nucleus. The record is from RefSeq and is a predicted model, not a curated record. Gene Ontology annotation, cellular component: early endosome; phagophore assembly site. NCBI's taxonomy places the organism in Eukaryota, Fungi, Ascomycota, Leotiomycetes, Helotiales, Drepanopezizaceae. Gene Ontology annotation, molecular function: phosphatidylinositol binding.
AUGUUCUGUCCCAAUACGAAGCGUAGACGAUUGUCACUCUUCGGCGGUGGCGCUGAGCAGUAUAAGGCUGCCGUCUCCGCCGGCGAGAUGGAGAACGACGACUUCGCGGAUGUCGAAUGGCUGAACAACCGCGACCACGGAGGGAGAAGGGUGGUUACCAGCCCAGAGGCAGAGUCCGAGGAUCAAGGCUCAAUCGGAAGACACAGCGGCGCUGGGCCCUUGGGCCGUAACGCGGAUGCGAUGGAUCUGGCUGGAGUCGGAGAUGGGAUUCUGGAAUGCCUGGUCACGCAACCUAUCAAAGAGAACGACGGCUCUAAGGAUGCCUUUGUAUCAUAUUUGGUUACUACGAAUACCACCUUCCCUUCCUUCCAGAAACCCACCACCAGCGUUCGCAGACGAUUCACGGACUUUGUCUUCCUCUAUAAGACUUUGAGCAGAGAAUACCCAGCAUGUGCAGUCCCUCCGUUACCAGAUAAGCACAAGAUGGAGUAUGUCCGGGGAGACCGCUUCGGGCCAGACUUUACACAACGCCGCGCCAACUCCCUCCAUCGAUUCCUUACCCGCUUGGCCCUUCACCCAGUCCUUCGCCGUAGCGCUCUACUCAUCAUCUUCCUCGAGAGUACAGACUGGAACGCUACUAUGAGGAGCCGGCCUCAUCGCGGCGGCUCGGCUUCCGAGCAAAAUUCGGGUGUCUUUGACAACUUUACAGAUACCUUUAUCAACGCCUUCACCAAAGUCCAUAAGCCCGACAAGCGCUUCAUCGAAGUCCGCGAGAAGUCGGACAAGCUAGACGAAGACCUAGGUCACGUUGAGAAGAUCGUUGCGAGAGUCGCUCGCCGCGAGAACGACCUGGAGGCCGAUCUCAAGGAACUGGCCGAGCAGUUCCAGAAGCUAGUCCUGCUCGAGCCCGGCGUCGAAGAGUCUAUCAACCUAUUCGCACACACGGUAGAAGACACCUCCAGCGGGAUGCGACGGCUGAAGGAGCACACGGACCAAGAUUACCUGGGCAGCCUGCGGGAUAUGCAAGCCUACAGCUCCGCCGUCAAGAACCUUUUGAAGGCCCGCGAGCAGAAACAGCUCGACUUUGAGCAGCUGACCGAGUACCUGGCUAAGAACACCACAGACAGGGAUAUGCUCGUCGCCAACGGGCCCAGCGGGUCGACGGGUGCGGGCUCCUUCAUCCAGCGCAAGAUCGAGGACGUGCGGGGCGUGGACCCCAGCCUGUCGCACCGUGAGCGGCUGCGCAAGAUCGAGCUGCGCAUCGACGACCUGACGCGCGAGGUAGAAGAGGCUAAGAAGACGACCGAGGCCUUUGACGAGGAGGUUGUGAGGGAGGUGCAGGAUUUCGAGCGCAUUAAGCGGAUCGAGUUCAAAGCGCAGUUUGGCGCGCUGGCGGAUGCGCAUGUUGAGUUCUACGGGGAGGGUAUCGCGCACUGGGAAAGAUAUGUGAGGGAGAUGGAGUCGCUGGGAGCGCCAAUUGCUUGA